Messenger RNA from Phytophthora megakarya, 570 nucleotides. The record is from the annotation of a GenBank genome assembly. Lineage: Eukaryota; Oomycota; Peronosporomycetes; Peronosporales; Peronosporaceae.
AUGCCUGAUUGCAGGAAGGUGUUGAACCCCGAUAAGGACAAUCUUGCGGAUCUGGACCCCCUAUCCAAUGCAUUACAAGGACGCCUGGGACUGUGGGCCGCACUACUUUCAUCCUGGAUCCUCGAGAUCGUCAAGUGUAACAAGAGUGAGGACGAGAUCCUAGUAUCACCCCCGAUCCGAAGUCGACAACUGAUCUCGAUCGCCCCGAAGAAGGAGCCGAGGCGCAAGAUCCAGGCCCCGAUCCCGACAGUGAGAUCGGAUGAGGAUCUGUAUGUUGCCAGCUUCGACGGAUCCGCCCGUGUCAAGCGAGGUGGAGGCGCCUACAGCGCGAUCCUAUCCGGCUAUGUCGAGGGCCUUACUGCCAACGAGGCCGAAUAUCACGACCUUUUGUUAUGUCUUAAUCUGUUGGAAGGGACGGAUCCGCUACGAUUGGUGAUCUGUGGUGACACAAACCUGGUGAUCCGCCAAGUUAGAGGUGAGAUCGACUGCAAGGCGCCUGGAUUAACAUUGUUAAGACAAAAGGCGUUGGACAGAUUGCAGAUCCGGCGGAUCAUGAGUUGGUACAUGUGA